Drosophila guanche is the source of this 1600-nucleotide messenger RNA. RefSeq lists its product as uncharacterized. Bases 59 to 1399 code for a protein of 446 amino acids. Gene Ontology annotation, biological process: DNA synthesis involved in UV-damage excision repair; nucleotide-excision repair, DNA gap filling; DNA replication. Gene Ontology annotation, cellular component: delta DNA polymerase complex; nucleus. Gene Ontology annotation, molecular function: DNA-directed DNA polymerase activity. The record is from RefSeq and is a predicted model, not a curated record. NCBI's taxonomy places the organism in Eukaryota, Metazoa, Arthropoda, Insecta, Diptera, Drosophilidae. The transcript has a single exon.
ACUUCGUGGUCACACUAUUAUAUAUUUUCGCGACAAAUAAUUAUAUUUAUACAAAAAAAUGGGCUUAAAAAAGGCUUUGAACAAUUGCCUGAUCAAUUUUGAUUGUCGCGUGAUGGUCACAGACCUGCUGGAAGAGUACAAGUUAUCCUACAAAGAGGUAAAUGACACGUUGGAGGCGUAUAUCAAAGGGAAGGAGCCUGCAACGAGAUUCGAGAAGCGAUUCCUGGUCCAUGGCACAGGACAGAAAAAUGGCACAAAUGAUGAGUUCUACACGAUUGUGCAGGAGAGCAAGCUAGAGGAUUGGCGGACGAAGAUGCGGGAUGCGCAGUGGCAGCUCUACAGCGUAGAGAUUGCAGGGGGCUCCAAGUCUCCGGCAACUGUGUUCCGUCCCAUGCAGCACCUGGAGGUGAAGCUGGCCGGCGUGGAGAGGCGCUCUGGUACCAGAAUUGCUGUGGACAGGGCCACGAACGGUGUGCAGAACUCAGGUCCAUCAACCAAUGGCGUCCAGAGGGCACCGACUGCUGUGAAUGACGGCAAGACUGCUCCGGCUACAAAUGGGUUCAAAAACUCUUCUAACAGCAAGGAAAAUACUGAAACCGAGCUAAUGAAAACAUCGCCCAAGGAGCAGGCAUCGAAGGGCAAAGCAGCAAAGAAGGGCAGCAUCAACAGUUUCUUUUCAGCAGCAGGAGCGGGAGCUACUGCAGCUAGCAACAAAUCCAAAGAAGUCAAAGCUACGCCAAGCAAAGCCAAUACAAUGGACACUUUCUUUAAGAAGCAACCAGCAGGAGGAGCAGCUGCCACAGCAGUCAAGAAGCUGUCCCCAGAGAGUCAGACCAAGAAGUCCCCUGAAAGCCAGUUCAAGAAGUCUCCUGACAGCCAGGCCAAGAAGUCCCCUCCGAUUCAGGAAAAGAAGGAAUCCACAGCCAACAUGUCCAUUCAACUGUUUGACGAUGAGAUCGCCGAAUCAUCCGAGGAGGAGAAAGAACUGGACAAAAUACGACGCAAAGUAUUGGCCUCGGACAACGAGUUCGACCAGGAGAAACCCACCACCAGCAAGCGUCGUCGCAUUAGCGACUCCGAAGACGAAGAGCAGCAUCCCACUAAGAAGAGCGCCGAAGAGGAAGUCCUCACAGUGGAUGACGAAAUGGAGGCGGAUCCCUCGAAUGAAACCUUUCUGGAUGAUGACGGCUUUGUCGUCACUCAGCGCAAGCCCACAAAGCCAUCAAAGGCAUUUAAAACAAUGGCUCUACCAGUCGAUUCCGCAGCCAAAAAUAAGUAUUCGCCUUCACAUUCGGUUGCAGGUGUCAAGAAGAAAUCGCCUCCAGCGACAACCAAAGUCGGCAAGGAAGCACCGAAAUCGAAGCAGGGGAAUCUCAUGAGUUUCUUUACUAAAAAAUAAAUACGGAAAAUAUUUAUACUGGAAUGAAAUCUAAACAAUGAUAUUUUUUGCUUAGUUCUUAAGAAAACUGAAUGAAAUUUAUAUGCUCCAACAAAAGCUAUUAUUAGUCUUUGGAAUAUUUAAGAGGAUUAUUUCCAGAUUAUAUGCGCUGUGUUAAUUAUAAACCUUUCCAUUAGAAUCUGAAAGUAUUUUCUGGAAAAU